Boeremia exigua is the source of this 1311-nucleotide messenger RNA. RefSeq lists its product as uncharacterized. The coding region runs from base 50 to 820 and encodes 256 amino acids. The transcript has a single exon. NCBI's taxonomy places the organism in Eukaryota, Fungi, Ascomycota, Dothideomycetes, Pleosporales, Didymellaceae. The record is from RefSeq and is a predicted model, not a curated record.
CUGUAGACCAACAUCAAUCUACGCGAUACUGGAUCCAAAUACAUUUGGAAUGUCUGAAGUCUUUGGAGAGUCGCCUUGCCACCUGGUGUCACUGCCUGGGGAGCUGCGCAAUCGUAUCUACGACUAUUGCAUUGAGUCUGGACCGAUCACUCUUCCACUUACUUUACACGGGUAUGCGCACUCGCGUCCGUACUUUGGAGGCCUUAGACAUGUUUCUAGGUCAUUAUACGUCGAGUUCACUCCCAUAUAUCUUGACAGAACCAUUGUCUCGCUCAGUCCGUCGGAUGUAGAACGCUACCUCUCCGUCAUCUAUCCAAAACACGAAGCCCCAUCAACUGAUAAAUUUGCCGUGGGAGGACUGGGAACAAAUAUCCAUGGGCACAUUAGGAUCAAUCUUCGGCUUAGCGAAGUGCUCGAUCUUACUCCUUUUGCUGGAUUGCUGUCACGGGCACCCAACAUUCGCAUCGAGUUUGCCCGCUCAUCUGCCAUAAGCGCGGUAGUCUGGGACGUUGUCGUACUUUUGAGGAAGAUCAUGCACGCCUCGUGCCCUAUCGACUUUGAGAAGACUGUCGAGCGCAUACUGUUCCGCUACAGCUUGCGCUCAGAAGUCGUGAUCAAGUUGCAUAGAAAUGUGCCGCUUGAAAAGAUGUUUGACGACGCAAUGCGCCACAGUCCACGACAGUGGCUCGUUCGACAAGGCCUACCGGUCCUCGGUCACCUCAAGGUCGUGCUGGAAUCGUCUGAGAAAGUGUUACGGGACCCACCCAUUGGCAAACCUUACGGGCCACCCGAAUUAACAGAGGUGAACUCCAAGGCCUAAUCGUAACGUGAAACUGCGUUAGGAUACCGGCAUUACUACUCCAGAGAGCCCUACGGUACAUCAAGGAAAUUUAUUCAGAACCACCUGCCGGUCAGCGCGGUGAAAGACUUCCUGUACAACUUGGGGCUUACAGUAUUCAUGAGAAAAGUACGGGGUUUAAAAAUCCCGAGGUUUCCUAAGUCCACCAGAUUGUUGCAGUGUUGUGUUGUGAUCACCUUUGACACUUUGGCGAUUAUUGCUGCAUUGUUUCUCCGUCAAUGACAUGGGGAGGGACGUGGGGAAUUUCCACUAUCACCAGCAAGAUGGCAGCUGCUACAUUAGUCAUUUCAGACGUCGUGACAGGGAAUCUGCAUGUCUGACAAGAUCACUAGGUUGAGUGAAGUUGUUGAUACAUUUUGUGGUCGAGCGCAGUCAAUCUGUUAUUCAGCAACGACGUGGCUCUGAGGAAGUUGGACCUUGCAUUUAUAUUUACGCUUACCUUCUGAUCCUAG